AAUCAAAACAUAUCUUCUUAGGUCACUAAAAAAUGCUACCCUUCUUUUAAUUAAUUAAUAGAUUGAGAUUAAACAUUCAAUUUUUAUCACUUCAAACGCUCCCUGACAAUAGACAAUGUAGCUUUGGCCUUCUACAUUUUUAAUUAAUUUUCGCAGGGGAAAGACAGAAAGCGGCACAGGAGUAGACGUAGACGGCGACAAUCCCUUUGGCUGAAACCAAAGGGUCAUCUAUCGAUUUCCAGACGCAUCUGCUGGUUUUCACGUCCGAUCUGGUCUCCAAUUCCAUCUCAUCUCCGUGUGCACACACGUAUGCGCUCAUCCGCGCGCGCGUAUCGCUAUAGGAAGCCAUAGAUUUCUCGGAUUUUUGAGGAAUCCUAAUUUUAUCUGGAAUUCGGAGCCCUUUCUCGUCAUUCUGAUUGGACUCGAUGUUUCGCUGUCGCGAUCUGCUUCUCAACCGAUCUAUUUGAGCGUAGUAUGAUAUCUGGUCUUUCUAUUACUGCUUGGAUCUAUCAGCUUGUUGCAUGCAUGGGAGGUUGUCUUGGAUGCUGUACUAAACCCACACCAAUAAUUGCUGUGGAUGAGCCAUCAAAGGGAUUGAAAAUUCAAGGGCGGACAGUGAAGAGAGGCAGCAUUUCAGAAGAUUUUUGGAGCUCCAGCACAUGUGAGAUGGACAACAGUGCGAUUCAGUCUCAGAGAAGUAUCUCAUCCAUCAGCACAUCAAACCAGCCCACUAAUCACUUCAGUGGUGGUGGUAGCACUGGUAGCAAUUCUGAGUUUGUGAACCACGGUCUUCUUCUCUGGAAUCAAACUAGGCUUCAGUGGAGUGGAAGCAAAAAGCCUAAUAACAACACUCAACAGAUUCUGGAACCCAGAAUAAGUUGGAAUGCAACUUACGAAAGCUUACUUGGGACCAACAAGCGUUUCCAUCAUCCCGUUCCCCUUCCUGAAAUGAUUGAUUUUCUAGUGGACAUAUGGGAGCAAGAGGGGUUGUAUGAUUGAAGAGGCAUUCUGGUUUAUUGAUUUUCUAGUGGACAUAUGGGAGCAAGAGGGGUUGUAUGAUUGAAGAGGCAUUCUGGUUUCUUGUAACGUAGUGAGAAUCCUCUCUGAAGUAAGUAGUACCCUUUAAAGGCUUUUGUGUGAAGCUCUGGAGGUUUGAGGGGAAAAAGAAGAAAACGAUCAAGCAACAAAGAAAAUUCCAAGUCAAUUGUAAUAUUACACACUAUUCAGUAAUGUCUAUCCAAUCUGUUUCUUCCAUUUUCCCGUUUCCCUUUUCUGUACAUUCCUUUUGAGUGUGUUCCUCUAUGGCAUUCAAGCUAUAAAAUACAGGAGCAGCAACCCUUCCAUUAUUAA
This is a messenger RNA of Malania oleifera, 1350 nucleotides long. RefSeq lists its product as uncharacterized. The transcript has 5 exons. The record is from RefSeq and is a predicted model, not a curated record. Bases 475 to 999 code for a protein of 174 amino acids. Lineage: Eukaryota; Viridiplantae; Streptophyta; Magnoliopsida; Santalales; Ximeniaceae.